GUGUGUAAGUGUUACUGAAACUUCUAAAUAAUCCUAAAGUAGAUAUUAAUUUUUACAUCUGUAUGUUGGAGGUGUUUGAUAAUAAUGAUUAUUAUUAAUAUUUCAGGCAUCUCACUGAAGCUGUUCCUUCAGACUCAAGGUCAAAACAUCCAAAAAGCAAAGAUUUAUAGUGAAACCAGAGAAAUUCCAGAAUGUGGUAACCUUGAGGUUACUUGCAGCACGUUUGGUUAUACGACAAAGAGUGUUUAUUUAUAUCUGUCUCAAAACGGGAAAGCUAUAGAAAUGAAAAGACAACGCAAUCAAGAAGACAUAGUCUUCAAAAUACAGAAUAUAGAAAAGAACACAGGAAAUUACAGCUGUGUGUUCUCAGAAGAUCGUUUGAAAACAACCGAAGUGAUGGGAUAUGGUGAAAACCACGUCUUCAUAAAUUUGACCAACUCUAAGACUUUAAUUCCUGCUGAGAUACAUUUACUUGAGUCUGAAGUACCAGAGGGAAGUGACGCUGAGUUCACCUGUACACCAUCAAAGUCUUUAAACAGAACCCAGACCAGACAGCUGAUUUUGGCGAUUUUAAUCAAAAAUGGAACGAAUGUCUCUGUAGUCAAUAUUUUCGACCCAAAGGAGGAAAUGGCAACUUUUACACUGAAAAAGGUCAAGAAGGAUGACGCUGGAACAUACAGUUGUGUUGUGAUGUUGAACACACGCUUUCAACCGGAAAAGUUGGUCUAUGGAAAUAAUGAUGUCGACCUUCACAUAACAGGUAAAAAAUAGAAGAGGACAAACAAAACAAAAUUAGACACCAUAUUCUAAAAUGAAUCACAAGUAAAGCUUGACUUUAAAUAGUUCAUGUGUUUAGUCCACCUUGGUGGUCCAGAAAUGCAAUCUCUGGCUGUGCCUGGUGGACAUAAAAGAGGUUGACAAGAACCAGCUCCUGAAUGCUCCGGUUUCCCAGGCCAGCCUGUUGUGCGAGACCUUUGAGAACCUCGCGCAACAGUUCUUGGGUGCCCAAAAACAGCCUAGGGCCAUCGCUCAGAUCAUGCCGCAUCUGAAGAAGUUUUCACCGAUUCCGUUGAUACCGACACCUCAUUCUGCCUCUCGCAGAGGGCGCCCUGCUGUGACUGCCCCUCUGUUCCUACCCCACGGACCACUUUUCGGAAGAAGAGAGGAACCGGCCAUCAGCAGUCCUCCCCACCUGGUCAGCAGUUCUCCCCACCUGGUCAGCAGUCCUCCCCACCUGGUCAGCAGUCCUCCCUGCCCAGUCAGCCCCCUUCCCGAGGUGGAAAAUGAGGGUCCAAGUGGCCCUAAAACGGGCGACCUGGAGAUGGAGGGGAUCGUUCUUGAUCGUUCACCAUCGUCCAGAUGGUGAUGACACCAACCCCCACCGAAGGAGGGCCAGGUGGGGAAUCACGUUCCUCCUGCUCAGCCAGCACCCACAAAACCACAAAAGAAUGAAUUCCCCUUUCUUCUCCAGAGGAACCCGGGAGCUACAACCAGUCUGAAAAACCACCGUUCUCCCCUUCCUCUAUUGCCAGCGGGUGUGCUUAGUGGUUUGAUUUUACAGCCCUUACUUCAUAGUACCCAAGAAAAGUGGUUGGUUACAACUGAUCUUGAAUUUGCCCUCACUGAACCGUGCACUUCACAGAAUGCAUUUCAAGAUGUUGAUCCACAAAAGGAUUUUUCAAUGCAUCUGUCCCCAAGAAUGGUUUGCAGCCAUAGACGAUACCAAUGGGGUAAGCCAAAAAAUCUUGAAAAUUUUUCUUAAAC
Molecule: messenger RNA, 1764 nt
Organism: Misgurnus anguillicaudatus (oriental weatherfish)
Lineage: Eukaryota; Metazoa; Chordata; Actinopteri; Cypriniformes; Cobitidae
Source: RefSeq, a predicted model, not a curated record